Messenger RNA from Anarrhichthys ocellatus (wolf-eel), 1783 nucleotides. RefSeq names its product carcinoembryonic antigen-related cell adhesion molecule 5-like. NCBI's taxonomy places the organism in Eukaryota, Metazoa, Chordata, Actinopteri, Perciformes, Anarhichadidae. The record is from RefSeq and is a predicted model, not a curated record. The transcript is spliced from 4 exons. The coding region runs from base 131 to 1204 and encodes 357 amino acids.
AUUUGUUAAUAAAUAGUUUAAUCGUAGAAACUUCAAUAACUGGAUCAUGUAGCUCAUGAGAAAUGGGCUGCAGCUGUUAUUUCAAUGUGUUUCAUAAACAUUUAGUGUCAGAUUGAACAGGGACAUCCUCAUGUCACGCUGUAGUGAAAGCAGAAACCACUCGGCUGUGAGCAGUAAUGUGGACCUGCUCAUGAGGUUAGUCAAUAACCGUGACCACCAUCUUUAUUACAAGUUGAACUCACCCGUUUCCAUGUGCUGCUGUUCCACAGACGGACCAGAUGAAGCCACCCUCAGUCCUCUAAACCCUCCCAAGUUCAUCAGCUCCAAAGCCAACUUCAGCCUGUCGUGUUCAGCCCCCUCCAGCCCGGCCGCCAUGUUCACCUGGUACCACGACCAGCAGCAGAUGGAGGCCGGGGGUCCGAUCCUGACUCUGGAAAUCAUCAAAAGUCACACAUUUGGGAAUACAACGGGCGAAUACACAUGCAGGGCCAAAAACGAAAAGACCAACUGCAACGUCAUUUCUGCUGGCGUUGUCUUCGCUGUGAUCGAGCCCAUCUCAAGUGCUAUAGUCAGCGGUCCGACUGCCACCCUCAUCGCCGGCAACAGCACGGCCAGCCUCAACUGCCAGGAGACGGGCGGCACCGUGGAGACCAGAACCUGGCUGAAAGACGGCAACAUUCUGUCUGCUGGCGGUCGCCAGGUGUUCUCCGCCGACAAGAGGUCAUUGAUGAUCAAAACGCUGGAGAAAGAGGACAACGGAGAGUACACGUGCCAGCUCACCAACUCCGUUAACAGCGUCAAAGCCUCCUACAAGAUGGUGGUCAACUACGGUCCUGACCCAGCUAUGGUUAUGGGUGUUAAGGCCGUAGAGGUGACAGAGUCAGUAAAGCUCGACUGCUCCGCCGCCUCCAUCCCUCCCGCAAACUUCACCUGGAAGUUCAACGGCACUUUGACCGAUGUCAAAACGGCCCAGUAUCUGAUCGAGAAGGCUCUCUACAAAAACACUGGAACGUACAUGUGCGAGGCGCACAACGACGUCACUGGCAAGACCACCACGUACAUCCACACCCUGUCCGUCAAAGAGGAAGGAGCGUUGGAUGAAGGUCUCUCAGACGGAGCCAUCGCUGGAAUCGUCAUCGCCGUCCUCGUCGCUCUCGGUGCCGCCAUCGGCCUAAUCAUGUACUGCAGACAGAAAGUACCGUAAGUGCUCUGCUUUCUCUCGGUCUCGAUCAGAACACGGUGACAGACGGAGGAGCUGUGGUUUCUCUGUGGAGCUCUCUCACAAAGCUGCUCUUGGUUUGCAGGUGAACCUCCUGACUGGAGGUUGUAGGCUGCAACACCAGUUCCCAAGUGGGAUCUUGGCUGAGAGUGUUUUUUGUUUGACUUUGGCAACAUGAGAAUCAAUGUCACAUUGUCCAUUUUGUAAAGUUACAGAAUUGUCACACACGCUCGCUGAUUCCCAUCAUAAAAGGGGAGUUUCAGAAGAAAGAUGCACUUUGUUUCAAGCACACGGAGGCUUUUACUACAAGGUUGUGUUCUCUCGGAAUGUUUUCAGGUGUUUCCUUUUCCAAGUUGUGCUCCGGUCUUCCUGUUUUUUUUAAAUAUUUAUUUAGGUAGUUAAUGAUUGCAAAGCACUGCCUAACCAGGAAAAUCCGACCCGGGAGUGUUUUUCCGUCAUGCUCUUUGUCACGGAAAAAUGUUUCUACAUUUCUUUACAGCUAAAAGCUUUGUUGUUAGUUCAUUUGCUGCCGUUUCUCCAUGAUUUCAUGCUUCAGUGUUAAAA